AGCUCGGCCCCGCCCCACGGCCUCGGUCGCCGCUGCGUCCUGGCAUCCCGCCGACCUUCCAGAUCCGCCCGGCCGGUGCGGGCUGCGGCGGCGAGGGGCUGUUGGCUCCCGACCCGGCGGGGUCAACCCGGCCAACCCCCUGCCUCCGCCGCGCCCCGUUCGGCUUUGGGAACCCGCGGCCGCCGGAGGCGGAAGGGAAGUCGGCGCCGACGAGGGCGCUAGUAUCUGGAGUCAUCGUAAGGGUCACGUGUCGUGAACACGCCUGUAAAAUCAGUGUAACUUCCACACGGAUAAGAAUACCCAGAAGACCUAAAUGGCAUCCAGGGAUUUCUGCCUGCCUGGAGAAGGGAUGGUGGUACUGCAGCAAGUAUUUAGCAGGCAGUUUCCUCCUUGUAACCUGAGCGAAGAGGACCUGUUACAGAACCCACAUUUCAGCAAGCUGUUGCUUAGUCUCUCACAACACGUGGAUGAGAGUGGUUUAAGCCUCACCCUGGCAAAACAGCAGGCUCAGGCAUGGAAUGAAGUUCGGCUACAUAAGACAGCAUGGCUGAGGUCUGAGAUUUUACAGAGAGUCAUCCAAGAGCUGCUUGUGGACUACUAUGUGAAGGCACAAGACACAAAUUUAACUUCAGAAGACAAAAAGUUUUAUGAGACCCUAGAACAGCGGUUGCUUGUGACUGAACUGACACAACUUUUAGGUCCUAGUCAAGAGAAGGAGAUCCCGCCACUGCUGGGCCUGGAGAAGGCGGACCUGCUGGAGCUCAUGCCAUCCUCAGAGGAUUUUGUGUGGAUGAGAGCGCGGCUCCAGCUCGAAGUGGAAGAGCAGCUCAAGAAGAAAUGUUUCACCCUGCUGUGUUACCACAACCCGAAUUCAGAUUCUGAUGGAGAAACGCUAAAAACAGCAAAGGUGUGGAAACUGGCAGAGGUCCUGGCAGGUGAGAAGCAGCAGUGCCUGGAUGCCAAGGGCCAGCAGAUGGAGCAGCUCGUGCUGCUAGAGAAGAAGCGUGCCGCCUAUGCCCAGGUGCUUUUCCGCUGCCUCACCUUGCUCCAGAGGCUUCUUCGGGAGCCCCGGCUGAAGACUAAGUCUGAGCUAGACCGCAUCAAUGCCCAGUACCUGGAAAUCAAGUGCAGUGCCAUGAUCCUUAAGAUGAGAAUGGAGGAACUAAAGAUUCUGUCUGACACGUACAGUGCUGAGAAAGUGGAAGUUCACCGUGUCAUUAGGGACCGUUUAGAGGGAGCCAUUCGCCUACAAAAGCAGGACUUGGAGAAAUCACGACAGGUCCUGAACACCUAUGAGGUCCUUGGAGAGGAAUUUGACCAGCUGGUGAAAGAGUACACCCAGCUCAAGCAGGCAACCGAGAACAAGCGCUGGGUCCUCCAGGAGUUCACCAAGACCCACCACUGAGUUAAGUGUUGGCCGAGCCAGGAAGCGUGGAUUCUGCACGGCCACUGCCACACUGUUCCUGCUGAAGGAACCACCUCCACGCGGGGCUGCCUUCAUCAUAGGGAGUAUGGAGACACUUGGCUCAAACACUGCAAUCAUUUAGGCACCCUCCUGAUUUUUCUCCUUCUUUAUAGUGGCUGGGUCUCUUCUGGAAAAUGUAGUAAUUAGAUUUGUAUAAUUUCACACAUAGCUGUUUUUGUCAGACCCGUGUCGUAUUUAUCUCCCACAUAAAGUAGUUAUAUUAUGGCUUAGGAUUCCAGUCACUAUCCUUGGGCAAAGAUGGAAAAGAACGUUGAAGUCUGGGAAAGAGCUCAGUCGAUCCAAAUAGAGACAUAUCUCUAAAACUUCCCACGGGGUGGGAGCUAGAAGUGCCAGCCUGCCCUCCUCCAGUCCUAGAGGUCUCUAGAGAAGAAAUGGAUUAAAUCUGGGCUGGCUUUCUAUAUUUUUAUUUUUUGUCUUUUCUGAGACAGGGUCUCCCUGUAGCCCCAGCUGUCCUGGAACUCACUAUGUAGACCAGGCCGGCCUUGAACACAGAGAUCUCCCUGCAUCUCCCUCCUGAGUGCUGGGACUUAAAGGCAUGUGCCACCACGCCUGGCCUCUGGGCUUGCUUUUUAAGACCUAUAAUCUCCAGAGGAGAGCUAGGUGCUGAGGCAGGAGGAAGCUGUUGUCACCAUGACUGUUAGUGUGGCAGUUAUAAUAAAACAACCUGGCACCCAGUUCAGUUUAGGAACGGGAACAGCCACUUAAGCCCCUGUGACUUGAAGAUUUCUUAUCUCUCCAAAGGCAAAGGGUGGGCGCUCUGAGAACAAAGUUCUCCAGUCUGCUUAGCUGACAGCAAGGCAGGGAUCUGGCUGGUAUCAAAAUCAGGGACAGAGUAGCAGAAGGGCUCUUACUCAGAACCUACCCAACUGCUUUCCAGAGAGGCUGGCUUAGGCAUUCUGCUGUGGCCAAAUGAUGGUCUGGGUUGGCAUAGACUCGAGCUUCCUAUAUGUGGCCUGAGGUGACCUGUAAAAAUGGUUUGCUAGUUUCUUGACCCAGAAAACCCUACAAAAUCAUGGAAAUCAAGAGGUUCCAAUCUUUGUGUUCACUUUUUAAGAGCAUACGUGAAACUGCCCAGGCCAUCAAAGGUAUGCAUAUCUGAAAAGCCACCCAGUGUCUGAAAGAUGUCACUUUAACGAAUCAGUGUGUGCCAUUCUGGUGGUAUAACAGUGGAUUUGGUAGGUGUGCCCAGGCCAAACAGUGGGGCUGGACACAGGGUCGGUGCACAGAAAGAGUGCUAAAUUUUUGCUGCACAUGCUUAAAAAUGCAAAGUAGCUGGGCAUCGUGGCGCACACCUUUAAUCCUAGCACUUGGGAGGCAGAGGCAGGUAGAUCUCUGAGUUCAAGGCCAGCCUGGUCUACAAAGUGAGUCCCAGGCCAGCUGGGGCUAUAGGGAGACCCUGUCUCAAAAAGUUAAAAAAAAAAAAAAAAUACAGAGUAAUGCUGAACCUAAGGGUUUAGAUGUAGACUCUACAUUGAGCAUAUCCAGGUGAACAAAUCACCUAAGAUGGGCCGUAGAAUUUACAGAGCUCAUGGUUGGAUUAACCCACAUGUGAAAUGAUCCUCGCUGGAAAGGGACAAAUUGUUCCUAAGCCUGAGGAGGAAGUUUCCCAAAAGAAAAAGAUAGCCCAGAAGAAACUGAAGAGACAAACAUUUAUGGCAGGAGAAUAAACUGAGCACAAAAUAAA
This is a messenger RNA of Nannospalax galili (Upper Galilee mountains blind mole rat), 3170 nucleotides long. RefSeq names its product HAUS augmin like complex subunit 4 (gene Haus4). Gene Ontology annotation, cellular component: HAUS complex. The record is from RefSeq and is a predicted model, not a curated record. Gene Ontology annotation, biological process: centrosome cycle; spindle assembly. Lineage: Eukaryota; Metazoa; Chordata; Mammalia; Rodentia; Spalacidae. The transcript has 10 exons. Gene Ontology annotation, molecular function: microtubule minus-end binding. Bases 314 to 1405 code for a protein of 363 amino acids.